AUGUCCACAACCACCACCUCCCUGCUCACCCUCCCGGCCCCCCUGCGCACCUUCCUCGCCUCCUUCCCGCUGCACACCUACCCGGCCAUCCCGCCCCCGCGCAGCAACAGCCUGCACGACCCCGCGCAGCCCACGAUGUGGAUCCACGCGCCCCUGGCGGACCCGGAGCACAACCUCCUGAGCGCGGACGUCGAGUGCCUCAAGUGGCAGGCGCACGUCGCGCUGCGCGGCGUCGAGCGCGUGCGCGUAAGGUGGGACGUCGCCGCGGCGGGCGGCGUGGGCGGGCGGCUGCCGAGUGUGUGGGUGCCGGGGGGCGAGGGGGGCGAGUUGAUUCCGGCGCAUUUGAUACCCGCGUGGGUGGAGAGGGAGAGGGGAGGGGAGGGGGCGGAGGGGUAUAGAGACGAGGCGGCGAGGGACGAGAGCCGCGCGUGGGUCGCGCUGCUCGAGGGGACCGUGCACGCCGCGCUCAUCACGUUCCACCCCGCGUCGACGACCGCGCGCGUGUCCUCGCUGGCCGCGACGCUCGCGCCGCCGCCGGCGCCGCUGACGGGCGUGUCCUCGCUGCUGCCGCCGUACGGCGCGCGCGUGCCCGCGGCGGAGCUGGAGACGCGGUACGCCGAGGCGGUGGGCGCGCUGAGCGAGCGGCUCGGCGGGGACAAGUGGUUCCUCGGGUCUGCGUCCCCGACCCCGCUCGACGCGCUCGCGUUCGCGUACAUCCACACGCUGCUGCACACGCCCGCGCCGAAGCUGCGCACGCAGGUGACGCGGCGCGUCAACCUCGUCGCGUGGGAGCGCCGCGUGAGCGGGCUGGUCCGGGCGGCGUUCGUCAAGGCGGGCGAGGAGGUAUAG
Molecule: messenger RNA, 849 nt
Organism: Gloeophyllum trabeum ATCC 11539
Lineage: Eukaryota; Fungi; Basidiomycota; Agaricomycetes; Gloeophyllales; Gloeophyllaceae
Exons: 4
Coding region: 1-849 (282 amino acids)
Source: RefSeq, a predicted model, not a curated record